AAAAAACGAGGGUGCGAAACUACCGUUUUGCCCCCGCGCGGCAGUCCCUUCACUUUCGCCUUUACCCUUUUCCUCUUUUUGAAGAUGCGCAGUUCCUCCUCCUCCUCCUCUCUCCAUUUCCGCUCUCGAUUCCUCUCCUUCCGCUAAACCCCGCAGCUUCGGAAUUCCCGCUCGGGUUUUCGCUGAGAAGAUGGGCCAGAUCCAGUACUCCGAGAAGUACUUCGACGACACCUACGAGUACAGGCAUGUGGUUCUCCCUCCUGAUGUGGCCAAGCUUCUCCCGAAGAACCGCCUCCUUUCUGAAAAUGAAUGGCGUGCCAUUGGAGUGCAGCAGAGUCGUGGUUGGGUUCACUAUGCAAUUCAUCGCCCUGAACCACACAUAAUGCUAUUCAGGAGGCCUCUGAAUUACCAGCAGCAGCAAGAGAACCAGGCCCAGCAAAACAUGCUUGCUAAGUAGACAUGUUAUAUUUCUAAUGCUUUGAAACAAUAUUACAGUAUAAUUAGGGUUGGAAGCUUUAGUAAAUGUUAGGAUGUUUUGAAACUUGUCAUUGUAAUUGGCAGCAAUUCUCCUCUUUGGAGAAUCUAUCGUGGGACUUUGUUUACUGUUGGCGUCAGUGAUCCAAUGUUUGCACUGGUCACUCUGGUCCUUUGUUGGAGUAGCACUCGCCUUGCUUGGCUGGUGUAAUUGAGAAAUGACUGGUGUACAUCAAGAUGAAUACUUAAUUCUGAUUUUGCGUUUUAAGUGGUUCUCACAA
This is a messenger RNA of Eucalyptus grandis, 755 nucleotides long. Its product is annotated as cyclin-dependent kinases regulatory subunit 1. Bases 191 to 457 code for a protein of 88 amino acids. NCBI's taxonomy places the organism in Eukaryota, Viridiplantae, Streptophyta, Magnoliopsida, Myrtales, Myrtaceae. The record is from RefSeq and is a predicted model, not a curated record. Gene Ontology annotation, molecular function: ubiquitin binding; histone binding; protein kinase binding. Gene Ontology annotation, biological process: regulation of mitotic cell cycle. Gene Ontology annotation, cellular component: SCF ubiquitin ligase complex; cyclin-dependent protein kinase holoenzyme complex. The transcript has 4 exons.